AUGGAUUUGAGAAAUAUCUCAUCUAUUGAUCUAUCUAUCUAUCUAUCUAUCUAUCUAUCUAUCUAUGCCAAUAAAUCAUCUUUGGUCUAUCUAUCUAUCUAUCUAUCUAUCUAUCUAUCUAUCUAUCUAUCUAUCUAUGCCAUAAUAUAUUUAAUAUAUAUAUAUAUAUAUCUAUCUAUCUAUAUCUAUCUAUCUAUCUAUCUAUCUAUCAGUGAAUUCUUUAUAUAUUUAUUUGUCGCUCUAAAGUUAUUUGCACCAAGGUUAGCAGAAUUUCAUGAGAGAAUCUGGCAACCAGGAGAGGAAGAAAAGAAUGAAUCAUCCCUUCCACAGCCGCUUAUAGAUUUAUUGAUGAACAAGGAUGAAGAUCCAGAGAGACGAGUACGAGCAGCUUUUGCUGAGAUUCCAUUCAAAGGUUGGCGAAGAGCUGAAUAUGUGAUUAAAAUUCUAGACAACCACCUGGAAAAUGUAGACAACUGUGAAGUUAUAGAUGUUGUAGAUGUUGUACAAAAUUCCAACAGCUUUGAAAAUGCUGUUGAACAGCUUACAAUUGUGUGUAACUUGUGCCUGAAUCAGUUUCCACAGGGAAAGAUUAUGACACUGAGCUUCUGCAACUGUAAAUUCUGUCAAGAAUGUUUUCUUCAAAAUUUUAAAAUCAGAAUCCGAGAAGAACCUGUUCGGAGAUGGACCUGUCCCACUUGUAGCCUUCCAGAACUAAAUGAUGAAGAAACAGUAACAAAUUAUUUUGCAUUUCUGAAUUUACAGUUAAAACAAGUCAUUGAUGAAGACACAUUCAAUCUUUAUGAAACAAAAUUAAGGGAUUGGCAUCUGCAUAAAGACCCUAAUUUCCGUUGGUGUCCUUCAUGUGAAAACGGUUUCCUUUACCAUGCCGAUGGAUUAAAGAUGAACUGCCCACAUUGCAACAGGGCUACAUGUUUCAAAUGCAUGAAACCGUGGCAAGAUCAACACCAAAGGCUUUCAUGUGAAAAGUUCAAUGAAUGGUUGAUUGCAAAUGAUCCGAAUAACCAAGCAUUUGGCCUUAAAUUGAUCCUUAAGAAAAAUGGAAUUGGUGAGCAUUCCCAGUUUUCUCCUUCUUUCGUUCUCUGUUUCACACUUACAAAUUUUGGAAGAUCCCCCCUCCUUCGAGAGGAGUCAUUAUAUGAUGUCAGUCUUCCUGACAUCUCCCUCAAUUGCUCAUUCUGUCUUCACAAUUACAAUUUUCUUUCUCAGAGAAAUUUUGGUUAA
Acanthosepion pharaonis is the source of this 1242-nucleotide messenger RNA. The record is from the annotation of a GenBank genome assembly. Lineage: Eukaryota; Metazoa; Mollusca; Cephalopoda; Sepiida; Sepiidae.